Molecule: messenger RNA, 1436 nt
Organism: Brachypodium distachyon (stiff brome)
Lineage: Eukaryota; Viridiplantae; Streptophyta; Magnoliopsida; Poales; Poaceae
Product: protein NDL1
Exons: 11
Coding region: 115-1161 (348 amino acids)
Source: RefSeq, a predicted model, not a curated record
GCCAACAGAGGAGAGAGAGAGAGAGAGAGGCGAACGUGGCAUUUAUAGGUGGAGGAGAGGGGGGAAGAAGAGAGGGAGGAGCAGGCCCGGCGUCGAGGGAGGCGGCGCGCGGGGAUGGGGGACUCCGGCGGCUCCGUCGUGUCGAUCGACGUCGAGCGCAUCUCCUUCGGCGGCAAGGAACAUCAUAUACAAACAAAUCAUGGGUCUGUAUCUGUUGCAGUGUAUGGUGAUCAUGACAAGCCUGCCCUUAUUACUUAUCCAGAUAUUGCUUUAAAUCAUAUGUCUUGCUUCCAAGGAUUACUCUUCUGCCCUGAAGCUGCUUCACUGCUGCUUCACAAUUUUUGCAUUUACCAUAUCAGCCCCCCAGGACACGAGCUGGGAGCUGCUCCGAUUUCACUGAGUACACUUAUGCCAUCUGUUGAUGACUUGGCGGAUCAAGUUGCAGAUGUUCUUGAUUUCUUUGGAUUAGGUUCUGUUAUGUGCUUAGGUGUCACUGCAGGUGCUUACAUUCUCACUCUCUUCGCGGCAAAGUAUAGGGAGCGUGUACUAGGUCUUAUACUGGUUUCACCUCUAUGUAAAGCUCCCACAUGGACUGAGUGGUUCUAUAAUAAGGUGGAGUCAAAUUUGCUGUAUUACUACGGGAUGUGUGGGUUGGUCAAGGAGUCCUUCCUGCAGCGGUACUUCAGCAAGGAAGUACGGGGAUGCCCUGAAUUACCGGAAUCAGACAUAGUGCAAGCUUGUAGAAGUUUUCUAGACCAGCGGCAGAGCAUGAAUGUGUGGCGAUUUGUACAGACAAUGAAUGGGAGGCAUGACUUGACAGAAGAGCUGAAGCAGCUUCAGUGUAGAACUCUGAUUUUUGUGGGCGAAAAUUCGCAGUUCCACACUGAGGCAGUUCACAUGACAUCAAAGCUCGAUAGAAGAUACUGUGCUCUAGUCGAGGUUCAAGCAUGCGGGUCGCUCGUAACGGAGGAGCAACCUCAUGCAAUGCUCAUACCUAUGGAGUACUUUUUCAUGGGGUAUGGUCUCUACAGGCCGAGCCAGCUUGACUGCAGCCCACGCAGCCCCCUCAGUCCAUUUUGCAUAUCACCGGAGCUCCUUUCACCCGAGAGCAUGGGGGUGAAGCUAAAGCCAAUCAAGACACGAGCGAGGCUUGAAGUGUAGCACAAGUGAAUAAGGUCAGCACAUGUGUUAUUUAGGGCUGACAUGGUGAGAGUUUAGGCUAACAGGUGGAUCGGCGUAGCAAGGUGUUUGGGUUAACUUUUUGGUGGUAAAGUGAGAUACUUGUUAUAGUGGUCAUGUAGAUAGGGAAUGGUAGGUUGGGUUGGUGGUUCUAUUCAAUUGAUUUCUAGCUUUUAAACCUGUAAAUUUGUAUACAUUGUUGAUCAACGCAAAGGGAAAAUAAUAAUAGGGGAAGGUGAGCUGUUCCCAAUCAUUUA